GCUGGUUUCAGUAAGGUCCUGUAAACAACUGUAAAACGGCUCCCUGCAGCACUUACUCUAUAUUUGUAUUCGUUGUUUGACUGGAACAGAGAUCAUCUCAUCAUGUCUGGAAGAGGCAAAGGCGGGAAAGGACUCGGGAAAGGAGGCGCUAAGCGUCACCGUAAAGUGCUGCGCGAUAACAUCCAGGGAAUCACCAAACCCGCCAUUCGUCGUCUAGCUCGCCGCGGCGGAGUCAAGCGCAUCUCCGGUCUGAUCUACGAGGAGACACGCGGUGUGCUUAAGGUGUUCCUGGAGAACGUGAUCCGCGAUGCCGUGACCUACACCGAGCACGCCAAGAGAAAGACCGUCACCGCCAUGGACGUUGUGUACGCGCUCAAACGACAGGGACGCACCUUGUACGGCUUCGGAGGAUAAACCGCUUCAGAUCAGAGAACAAACCCAACGGCUCUUUUAAGAGCCAC
Molecule: messenger RNA, 461 nt
Organism: Carassius carassius (crucian carp)
Lineage: Eukaryota; Metazoa; Chordata; Actinopteri; Cypriniformes; Cyprinidae
Product: histone H4
Exons: 1
Coding region: 103-414 (103 amino acids)
Biological process (GO): nucleosome assembly
Cellular component (GO): nucleosome
Molecular function (GO): structural constituent of chromatin; DNA binding; protein heterodimerization activity
Source: RefSeq, a predicted model, not a curated record